Alternaria burnsii is the source of this 1518-nucleotide messenger RNA. RefSeq lists its product as uncharacterized. The coding region runs from base 1 to 1518 and encodes 505 amino acids. The record is from RefSeq and is a predicted model, not a curated record. The transcript has 5 exons. NCBI's taxonomy places the organism in Eukaryota, Fungi, Ascomycota, Dothideomycetes, Pleosporales, Pleosporaceae. Gene Ontology annotation, molecular function: iron ion binding; monooxygenase activity; oxidoreductase activity, acting on paired donors, with incorporation or reduction of molecular oxygen.
AUGAUGGGAGACAUACGUGCACCUGUCAUUGGGAUCGUUAUCAUCUCUUACCUGCUCAGUUUCUUCAUACACAGGACAGAGAAUGUCAAAGCGCCAAUUGUCGGUCGUCGAUCAUGGUUGGAACCGAUCCUCCUACUACGGUACCGUUUUCUUCAGAAUGCUUCAUCCAUACUUGCCCAAGGAUACAGCCAAGGCAAAGCAUCCAUGUUCAGACUUCUUCGUGCCGAUAUCGACCUCCUUGUCGUUUCGAACAGAUACUUGAACGAGCUCAAAGCUUUCCCUGAGUCAGAACUGAGUUUUGCUCAUGGGCUGUAUCGAAACUUUGUGGGCAAGUAUUCGAUGUUGCAGCUUACAGUAGAUAGCAGCAUCAUGACUAAAGCCGUCUUGAGCAAGCUGACUCCAGCAUUACAUUACUUCAUACCCAUCAUGCAGAAGGAACUUGAGGCCGCUACGUCUGACGAAACGCCUGAAUGCAAAGACGAAUGGAAGGAGGUAGAUUUGAUGCGCCUUCUGAACCGGAUCACCACCCGCAUGUCCGCUCACUUUAUCGUCGGACCUGACCUUUGCAAGAAUGAAGCGUGGCUACAAGCAUCGAUCAAGUACACAGAAACAGCUAUUCCGACAGGCAUUAUACUUAGACUCUUCCCGACCUUACUUCACCCCUUCAUCGUCCAUCUUUUACCAGUCCGUUGGGGAGCAAAGCACUGUGUCAAAGAAGCUCGACGUCUUAUCGUCCCCCUUGUGGAACGACGUCGAAAGGAGCAAGUUGAGAGUCUCCAAGGUUACGUGAAACCAAACGACUUUGUACAGUGGAUGAUGGACCUUGCAAAAACCGAGAAUGAGAGCGAUCCUACCAACAUAGCACACCGAGCGUUGAUCAUGAGCCAAGCGUCGAUUCCGCCUGCGGCACUAACGGCAACACAAGUGUUGUAUGACCUCCGCGCUUAUCCGGAAUACAUCGAGCCUAUACUUGAAGAAGCUCUCGCUGUGAUCAAAGAAGACGGCGAAAUAAGUCAGAAGACAUUAUUUCGAAUGCGCAGACUGGACAGCUUCAUGAAAGAAUCUCAGCGGGUGAAUCCUCCGCAACUACUGAGUUUCCAACGCUAUGCCGCCAAGUCACUAACCCUCUCCGAUGGCACCCACAUCCCCAAAGGCACACAAGUCUGUGUGGCUGCCAGUUCCAUAUCAGCGGAUCCUCAGAUCGUUCACGACCCAGAGCGCUUCGACGGAUGGCGUUACUACUACAAGCGUCUUGUUCCAGGCGAAGAGAACCGUCACCAGUUCUCUAGCAUAGACACUGAGUGGCUGCACUUUGGAUACGGGCCUCAUGCGUGCCCAGGCCGCUUCUUCACUGCCAGCGAGGUCAAGAUGAUUGUGGUUCACUUCUUAACCAAGUACGAACUUGCAUUUCGCCCAGGCGAAGGAAGACCGAAGAAUCAGGUUCAUGACGAGUUAGUGUUUCCGGAUUUGGCUGCGAGGAUAUUGAUUCGGGAGAAGAGAACUGCAGACACGUUGUGA